AUGUUCCAUGGAUGGUCUUGCCCUGGAAAAGGCCAGCCACUGGAGUGGCAAAGUUUCUCGCUGAAAGCCUUUCAAGACGAUGAUGUCGAGAUCGCAAUCACUCAUUGUGGCAUUUGCGCCACUGAUCUUCAUGUAAUGAACAGCGAAUGGGGACCGACCGAAUAUCCUUGUGUUGCUGGGCAUGAAAUUGCCGGUGUGGUCACUAUGGUAGGUAAAAAUGUUUUUGAACUCAAAGUCGGCGAUCGUGUCGGCGUAGGCGCACACUGCGACUCGUGUCGCGAAUGCAAGGAGUGCAAAUUUGGCCAAGAAAAUUUAUGCCGCAACGGUACCACGCGGACCUAUGGCAGCCGAUGGCGCAACGGCGAUAAAACGUAUGGCGGCUUCGCUACAAAGUAUCGUGGCAAUCAGCACUUUGUUUUCAAGAUUCCAGAAGCAUUGUCGAAUGAGAUCGCAGCCACGUUUUUCUGCGGUGGCAUAGCAACUUUCGCACCGUUGAAAAAGUAUGGUGUAACAACCGGAUCGAGAGUCGGCAUUAUCGGUGUUGGAGGUCUGGGCCAUUUUGCUAUCCAGUGGGCUAAAGCGAUGGGCGCCGAAGAAGUUGUAGUCUUUUCAACAUCGGACAAAAAGCGUGCGGAUAGUGAGCAGCUGGGUGCGACCGACUAUGUCAUUUCUGAUACGGGCUACAAUAGUGAUUCAGCGCAGCAACAGGUAUUUCAAGAACGGAAAGGUUCCUUGUCGCACAUCAUUCUGUGUACGAGCUUCGGUAUACAGUUUGAUUGGGCACGAUAUUUGUCAUUGCUCGAGGCCAACGGGGUGUUUAUCAUGACUACCGCUCCUGCGAUAACACUUGACAGAAUUCCUGCCAGUAUUGUGCUACAGCGUCAAAUCACAAUAGUUGGCGCUGCCGUAGGCUCACCUAAGCAGAUACGUGAAAUGCUCGAGUUCGCCGCUGAAAAGAAUGUUCGACCUUGGAUCCAAAAGUAUCCUAUGGACCAAAUUCGGGAAGCUAUUCAGGCGCUGAAAGAGGGUAAAGCAAAAUAUCGUUUUGUCCUUGAAACUUAA
Molecule: messenger RNA, 1062 nt
Organism: Zychaea mexicana
Lineage: Eukaryota; Fungi; Mucoromycota; Mucoromycetes; Mucorales; Lichtheimiaceae
Product: chaperonin 10-like protein
Exons: 4
Coding region: 1-1062 (353 amino acids)
Biological process (GO): alcohol metabolic process
Molecular function (GO): zinc ion binding; alcohol dehydrogenase (NADP+) activity
Source: RefSeq, a predicted model, not a curated record